UUAGAAGCUCGUAAGGGAUCAACGUCCCUUUGGUAGCUUGCGUUGUGCCAUCUAUAUCGCAGCCCAGGAGAAGCACCGCCGCCAUGGCCGCGCGGUGGAGCAGCGAAAGUGUUGUGGCCGAACACAGGGAACUUCAGGCCAAUGCCAUGGCCCUGGACUGGCAGGGGGAAUAUACACUGCUGGCUGGACGACGUGCUCUGGCUCUCAUCCGCUUGAACAAUCCCUCAGAGGUAGUUAAGAAGGUCAGCCGUACGCAGCAGAAGUACGAUGUCACAGCAGCAGAAUGGAACCCAACUCAGAGUCAGGGACACACUUUUGUCUUAGCUUUUGGGGAGCGUGCAGAAAUCUGCCAGUGGAGUGACAGCAGCCUGAAUGGCAUGAGCUCACUGCGUGCCCACACUCGCACCAUCACUGACCUAAACUGGCAUCGCAUGGAUCCCCAUCUCCUGGCCACCUGCUCUAUUGAUACAUUUGUUCACAUAUGGGACACAAGAGAGCCACGCAAACCUGUUUCCUCGCUUUCAUCUAUUGCUGGAGCAUCACAAGUCAAGUGGAACAAGCUAAACCAAAAUAUGUUAGCAUCAGGUCAUGACUGUGACAUCCGUGUGUGGGACAGCCGCAAGACAUCACAGCCUAUACAGUUCAUUUCUGCCCAUUUAUCCAAGAUACAGGGCCUAGAUUGGUCUCCCAAUCAUGAAAGACAUCUAGUCACCUCUUCUAAUGACUGUACGGUAAAGUUCUUUGAUAUCUCCAACCCUCGCAAGGCGGAGAACUUCAUCAACACUCUGUCCCCUGUGUGGCGGGCCAGGUACACGCCAUUUGGUGAAGGUGUUGUAACAGUGGUGGCACCUCAGUUGAGGCGUGGAGAGAAUCCACUUCUCUUAUGGGCAGUACAGGAUGUGACUGCACCUGUGCACACCUUUGUGGGCCACUCAGACAUGGUUCUGGAGUUUGAAUGGCGGCUGAGUGGGCCAGGGGAGCAUCAGUUAGUAACGUGGGCUAGGGACCACAGCCUGCGGAUUUGGAGAGUGGAUCAGCACCUACAGAGGAUGUGUGGGGAGGAGGUUGGGUUAGGUGAAAGCACUGACAGUGAGUUCACUUCUGAGGCAGUCACCCUUGGGCCAGUUGAAUCUGAAGGUGAAGGUGAGGCAGGAAGAGAGUUGGGUCUUCUGGGAGAGGAGCAGGACACACCAAAUAUGUCUGGGGAAAAUGAAGAUGUUAGAUCUGACUCAGCCAGACAAGAGGGUGACCCUGACCCUUCUGUAGAGAAGGCCCAAUCUAGGACAUCACCAGAGUGCAGGUCCACAACAGAGGCCAGCAGUGCUGUUGCAGCCUCAGGUACUGCAGACAGUUGUGCAGGUGGAGAUGUGUCGGCUGCAAGUUCAGUCUCCAGCCCACAGACCCUGCGUAGUCUUGCCACUGGCCAACCUAUGAGUCUCCAACAGGAGUUUUCAUUGCUCAAUACAUCACUGGACAGUAGUCAAGUCAACUCUGUGGAGGUUGUGGCCAGAAGGACAAAGGGUCAGCCAAGUGAUGUAAUGGACCAAGAGGAAGAGAUAAUAACAGUGAAAGAGGAAGUCAUCGAUGAAGAAGUCACUGUGGAGGUCAGCCACUGCACUGUGCAGGAUGAAGUCUCUGUGGAGUGUGAAGUUGUUGUAAAAGAAGAAGUCAUUGAUGAUGAGGAAGUGGUGUCCAUGGGUCAGAAUGAUGGAGAGAAGCACUUCACAGAGGAGAGUGUUACCUUUGAUGAGAGUGUCAACAUGGAUGUCUCUGGAAAUCAUGGAGACACAGUGGAGGAAGAAGUUGCUGUAAUUCAGGCAGAUACCAGUGAAGAAGAAAAUGUUGUUGAGGAAGACACUGCAGGGGAUGAGAUCACUGCACUUGAGAGAACCUCCAUAAAUGAAGAAAAUGAUCAAUUAGAGGAAGGCAUCAUAGAGAAAAAAGAUAAUGUACAGAAAAAAAAUAUUUUGAAAGGUCAUUUAAAGGAGGGAGAUUGCCUGAAAGAAGACAGUACACACAAGAAAAUGACUGUACCAAAUGCAGUUAAUGAACAGACAGGAGACACAGUGAAAAGUGGCAUUGUGAGUGUAGGAGAUAACUUGGAAGAAAGACUCAGUGUGCAAAAAGACACCACAGAAGAGAGUAUUCUACAAAGGGGAAUUAUAAAACAAGAGAGAGGGACUGUAGAAGGCAUUUUAGAGGAAGGAGAUACUACAGUGGAAAAAAACACAGAGCAGAUGCAGACAGAGGGAAACACUGUACAGGAAGGAGGUAUCACAGAUGAAAAGAAAGACACAGAACAGAUAGUGAUACAGGGAGACACUGAACAGGAAGGAGGUACCACAGAGAAAAAGAAAGACACAGAACAGGUGGUGACAAAGGGAGACGCUGUCCAGGAAGGAGAUUUAGAAGAAAAGAGAGACACAGAACAGGUAGUGACAAAGAGAGACACUGCACAGAAAGGAGGUACCACAGAAGAAAAGAAAGACACAAAACAUAUGGUGACAGAGGGAGACAUUGUACAGGAAAGAGGUACCACAGAAGAAAAGAAAGACACAGAUCAGAUGAAUACAGAGCAAGGCACUGUACAAGAGGGAAGUAUUGCUGAAGAGAAAAAUGCAGAACAGACUGAGACAAGGGGAGAUAAACAGGAAGGAGGUACUACAGGGGAAAAGAAAGUUGGAGAAAUGGUAGAGACAGAGGGAGACAGUGUACAGAAAACAUGUAUUACUGAAGGUAAUGCAGAGAAAGAAGGCACUGUAAAGAAGAGAGGUAUGCAAGAGGUGUAUACUACUGAGAAGAAAAGCUCUUUACAAAAGAGGGGCACUGCACAAGGGGGUACUAUGAAAGAGAAGAUAGGCACCGUACAGAAGAGAGGUAUGCAAGAGGGUCAUACUACAGAAGAGAAGAACACUGUACAAAAGAGAAGCAUGCAAGAGGAAGAUAUUAUACAAAAGGGAAGUGCUAUGCCCAAGAGAAACACUGUGCCAGAAAGAAAUGUUAAGCAAGAAGUAGACAUUGAGGAGGAUCCCAGGGCUGAAUCAGAAGAGGGCCAUUGUCUUGAAAAGAAAGGUGAAGAGCCUUUGGAUGACCCAGCAAGGGAAGCAUAUGUGCCACUGAUAAAAAGAGAGAGUGCUGCUGCUGCUGCAUCAGCUGCAGGUGAUGGCAAUGGGGAUGAAGGUGGUGGUGGAAAUAUGUCAGGGAGUACGAAAGACAAACACAUUCAGGGAAGCAGAACUCAGUCUUUUGAAGGCAAUCAGGAGGAGGUUGAUCAAGAUCCUGAAACACAGAAUCCUUGUGGCAGUGAGAGUGUGGUGCCUCACUCAACAUGCAUCAUCAAGAUCCAUUGUGCUGCUGAUGACAAGGAUGGUUUAUCUCUAGGGGAGGCAGGCACCCCCUCUAAAUUAAAUUUCAAAAACAGUGAAGGGCCUCCUAAGUCUCAUUCUGUUUCCACUCCGACAGUGUUGGACACACCAUCAGUUAGUCUAGCCCAAGGAGUAGGGGAAGAUUUCCUGAAAGAAGAGGAAGUUAUUCAUGUUGAGUGUGACACUGGGCUGGAGAUGCUAGAUGGACCAAGGGAGAGGGAUGAAGGUGUUGCUGUUUGCCAAGUGGUGACUUCAGGCUCCUUUGUCAUCAAGGGUGCUGCUUCCAGUCUAAUGCAAGUUGAGGCCAGUGUGGUACACCUGCCAGAGUCGUUGACCAGUAGUGGUCAAACCCCCGAAGAAGUUUGGGGUUCCUUAGCUCCCCAACUGCUUGAGGGAGGUGUCAUUGUACAUGGGGAAAAUCUAGUGCUGGGGGCCUUGUCAUUGGUUACCAUGGUAGAGUCAGUGGAAGUGGAAGGGGAACCCCAAACUCAAAUAACCAUAUCCCCAUUGGGUGAAUCCGUGGAAGCUUAUCACCAGCGAGGCGUCAACUUCAUCCUGGUGACAAAAAAUUCUGAGUCUGCCACAGCAGCUGCCCGCUGCCCCCCACAACAUGGGGCUGACUCAGAGAGUGUGCCCAAGGUGAAGCCACAAGGGCAGAAUGCACCUCACAGUGACACACCAGGUCCAUUUCGGUGUGACAAGUGUGACAAGACCUACAGUGUGCGGUCAUCCCUCAACAGCCAUCGGGUGACUCACAAUGCAGAGAAAAUGUAUAAAUGUGAUGAAUGUGACCGUGCCUUUCACUAUAGUACUCCACUCAUGAUCCACAAGCGUACCCAUAGUGAUGAACGGCCAUACCAUUGCCAGACUUGCCUUGCCUCCUUUAAAUCCAUGACUAAUUUACGUUGCCAUCAACGACAGCACUCAGGGGAGCGGCCAAUCAUCUGUCCAGAUUGCAGUAGGGGUUUCAGAGAUUACACCUCACUCAAGAGGCACCGGCAAAGAAUGCAUAAAACAACUGCCCCUGCAUCCUCUGACUCUUCCCCCUCACUCACCUCCUCCCCUCAAAAGGCCAAAGUGGGUGGGAAAUCUGAGAGUGAUGAUAAAUCUCCAGGUGGUCCAGCCCUAAAGGAGAAGGGACUUGGACCUGUGGGACGUCUUUCUGACUAUGUCCACAGGUGUGGCCUUUGCCAGAUGACUUGCCACACUCGACCUCAAAUGCUGACACACCUACAGGUUCAUGCUGCUGCUGAGCGGUUCCGUUGCCGUUAUUGUCCCAGUGCCUACACUUUCCGCUUUCUCUUGGCACGACAUGUGCGUGAACUGCACCCUGGCCACCCCCAGUGGUUUUGCCAACACUGUGAUCGGAUUUUUGAUACAUGCCGAAAAAUGAACAGUCACAGUUGCCGCAGUGUGCGGGGAAAUUAUUCGUGUCCUCACAAUUGUGGCUUCACCACAGAGGUACGGCAUCGAGUGUUUCGUCAUGUUGCACGACAUCACCCUGAAGAUGCAGCUCCCUACCACUGUGAUUUCUGUUCAAACAGCUACCGGGAUCCUGGUCGACUUCGCUACCACCAGAAGCGACAACAUCCAGAAAAGAUGGCUGAUCUGGCUCCACCACCAAAGGAUACUUGGAGAGCAUUGUCUGAGUCUGGGCCAGAGGACAAAGGUGCUGUUGACAUGUCACAGGUUGAGGUUAGUGUAAUGGAUGAGGCCAUUGUGUAUUUCCUUCCUGAAGAUCUGAGGAAUGACAUUGCCUUUAGAGAGCGAGUUAAGUUCAAAUGUUUCUAUUGUGAGGCUAAGUUCCCUGUGAAGAAUGCUAUGACGCGCCAUGUCCUACGUGCACAUCCUGGUCAGCGUGCCUACAAGUGCCUCCGCUGCAACAUCUUCUUUAGAUCCAAUACUGAAUCCAAGAAUCAUAAUCGUAAAUAUCAUAAAUAUCGGGACACUGGAGGUCGGGACCCUCACCGCAAUGAGAAAGCAAUGAAAAAGCGUGCUCAGGCAGUGGAGGAGCAGUUACGCCAUGCCACGCCCAGUUUGCGCAGUGCUUACAAGUUCCGUUGCCUCCACUGCCCCAUGGCCUAUCGUUGUAAGAGGCCACUGGUUGCACACUAUCGCCGUUGGCAUCCAGAUCAGGAGUGGGAUCACUUGCCAGAUCGUCCCUCAGGUCCCUUACCACUAUCAUCUUCCAAGAGGCGGAAAUUAUUGUUUUAUGAUUGUGUUUUUGAGCCAGACUGUGGCCGCACCUUUGAUGAACUUGAUCUGUGCUUAGAACACUUGCUUCAUGCACAUGAAGUGAGUGGUGAUGCAGCAUUGUCUCAUGUGAAAGAGCGUAUGGUGGUGGAGGGUGUGCGGCGUGGCCGACUUCCAAAGAAUGCAGUGGUGAUGCCUUCCAGUGAAGCACAAAGCUUUGGGAAUGUGCAAAGACGACAACAGUGGUGGAAGGGCAGAAAGAGGACAAAGUCAGAGACAGAUACAGAGAUGAUGGAGGAAGAGGAAGAUUUAGAAGAAGAGGAGAUGGAUGACUUAGAUGAGGAAGAUGAAUUUGAUGAUGAUGAGAUGGAAGAGGAGGAUGAUGAAGAAGAGGAGGAGGAAGAGGAGGAAGAUGAAGUGUUGAAGAUUAAGAGUGAGGAUCCAGAUGAUUCUGAGCUGUUUUCUAAAGGAGCCCAAGAGAGCCACCCCAACCCUGAACUCAGUAUAAAGUUGGAGGACAUUGAUUCAGUGGGUGAUGUGAAGAAAAUGCUGUAUCGUUGCAGAAUUUGUGGUAUGUCUUGCAACAGCAAGGCACAGUACCGACAGCACACUGCCAGCCACACACACUCUAAAGAGCAACAGGAGACUCCAGAAGCCAAGAUCAUGAGCUCCUCAGAGAAGGUGCCAGUGCUUGGGACGUCCAAAAAGAAGACAUCACAAUUGUCAAAAAGUGAAUCUCUGGAAGUUGAAGGAGGUAUCCAGGUGACUUCAUUAAAGGAGGAAGUAAGUGAGGGAGAGGAUGACUUCAAGGUGCUCACCCUUACCCCGAGUGCCUCUGGCCCUCCUGAGGUCAAGGUGGAUGUUAUCCACUCAGGAACUGAGGAUGAUGAUGUUAAGUCUAGCAAGGCAUCAUCAGCACCAAACCAGACCUCACCUAAACAAUCACAGUCAUCUUCCCCAGUUUCCUCAUCUUUACCUCCAACAUCCUCUCCCAAACCAGCCUUAUCCAAGAAACCUUUGUCCUCUCGAAGUGCCUCUAAUAACAGAGAAAGUGGCCAGGGUUUCAGGAGAAGAGGGCGGCCUCCGAAAGUACAGCCUCCUAAAGGACAACGCAAGAUGGUGGGACAGCAAGGAGCAGUUGGGAAGCGCAAGGCAGUGGGGCAAUGCAGGGCAGUUACGUCUAAGAAGCUGCAGUGUCCAGAGUGCUCCAUGUCUUUCAAGACCAGAUCAGAAAUGAGCUUCCACAAACGUCUUGAUCACUAAUCCAGAGGUUCUUUCUGCUCUUAUUGCUGAAAGCUUAUCACCUUUGGAUAAAGACAUUUUUAAAAGAAGUUCUACCUGGACACCUCUUUUUGGAUUGUAUCUUGGUUUUAGUGUUUAUUUAAUUUUUCUUGAGUAUGGGGACCUAUGUUAAGUAAGGAAAAUGUUACUGAUAUACUGUAAAUUUUAGAGAGGUCCCUAUCCAUGUAUUUUAAUACUCUGUGCUGCACAUUAUUAAAAUCUAUUCUCUAAUUUAGCAGAUGCCUAUAAAUUUGGUACAUAUUAAAUUUUCAGAGUGAA
This is a messenger RNA of Scylla paramamosain (green mud crab), 7118 nucleotides long. RefSeq names its product GATOR2 complex protein WDR59-like (gene Wdr59). Gene Ontology annotation, molecular function: signaling adaptor activity; protein binding. The record is from RefSeq and is a predicted model, not a curated record. Gene Ontology annotation, biological process: positive regulation of TORC1 signaling; cellular response to amino acid starvation. Bases 84 to 6821 code for a protein of 2245 amino acids. Gene Ontology annotation, cellular component: Seh1-associated complex; vacuolar membrane. The transcript has 12 exons. Lineage: Eukaryota; Metazoa; Arthropoda; Malacostraca; Decapoda; Portunidae.